Messenger RNA from Brassica napus (rape), 2190 nucleotides. RefSeq names its product protein GDAP2 homolog. The transcript is spliced from 15 exons. NCBI's taxonomy places the organism in Eukaryota, Viridiplantae, Streptophyta, Magnoliopsida, Brassicales, Brassicaceae. The record is from RefSeq and is a predicted model, not a curated record. Bases 272 to 1969 code for a protein of 565 amino acids.
UUCGCGUGAACGACAACUCAAAAUUCGUAUAUGUUUUAUUUUUCUUUUUAAUUAUUUUGACACCCACCACCACCAGUCCUUAAGUUUGAUGUUUUCGCAACCUCAUCAUCAUCAUCAUCAUCAUCAUCCAUCCAUCGAUCACACACAGUUUUGUAUAUUAUUAUGAAUCUUCUUUCUCCUCGUAAGUAGAAUUUGGGGAUUUAGGGUUCGUUUUGUGAUCGAAUUUUUUCAGGGAGCGUCGAGAAGGUAGUGGUUUUUGCUCUGAUCUGCGAUGAUGUAUCAGGCCGUUCCCACGGCAACAACCUCUCGCGGUGGGAUUCCAACGGAGAGCGGUGAUUAUGUUGUGACCUUGGAUCAGGUUCCAAGAUGGAGUGAUGUUGAGCAGAGGUCUUCGUCCCUCGAGGGUGGUGAAGCAGGUGAUCCAUCGCAUUCUAAUCCUCGCUAUGCAAACCCUUUGGCUUCUUCGUCUUCUGAAGCAGGGAGCAGCGGGAAUGGGAUGGUUUCUAAGUUUCCUGUGGAUCACGAGAUUAACUCCAGGAUCUACCUUUGGAGAGGGGAACCGUGGAACCUUGAGGUUGACGCUGUUGUCAACUCUACAAAUGAGAACUUGGAUGAGGCACAUAGCAGUCCUGGUCUACAUGCGGCUGCUGGACCUGGUCUUGCAGAACAAUGCGCUACAUUGGGUGGAUGCAGGACAGGGAUGGCGAAAGUAACAAAUGCAUAUGAUCUACCAGCCAGGAGGGUUAUCCAUACAGUAGGCCCCAAGUAUGCAGUGAAGUAUCACACAGCUGCGGAGAAUGCUCUAAGUCACUGCUAUAGAUCUUGCCUAGAGCUACUCAUAGAUAAUGGGCUUCAAAGUAUUGCUACGGACUGUAUAUACACAGAAGCCAAAAACUAUCCCAGAGAACCAGCUGCUCAUGUUUCCAUAAGAACUGUUCGUCGCUUUCUAGAGAAGCAUAAAGAUAAAAUCAGCGCCGUUGUUUUCUGUACCACCACAUCCUCUGAUACGGAGAUAUACAAAAGAUUACUUCCACUUUACUUUCCUCGUGAUGAGCAUGAGGAGGAGGUUGCCAUCUCAAAGCUCCCUGCUGAUGUUGGGGAUGAAAAUGGUGAGACUGUUAUAGACGAACGUAAAAUCAGAAUACAGGCAUUGCCAAAUAAACCUCUGGACAGGUCUUUUCCAGCUCUAGUCCAGCGCUCUUCCACUGAUCUUGCUUUGGUACGAAGGAACUCAAAUCAUCUUGAUUCGUAUUUGGAUCCCACCUUCAUGUCUUUGAUUAAAGAUCCAGAUGAAAGGCGCCAAGAACAAUGGGAGAAGACUGCACAAGCACAGAGUGGAUUCAAUUUUGUCAAGUUACUAGGGUUUGGUGAUCUGGGGGGACCCCCUCUCUCUGCUGCAGAGGAAUACUCACUUCAUUCGAGAUACCUAGCAAAAGCUAAUUCUCUUAACCUUUCGGAAAUUGCAGAAAUGAAAAUUGUGUACCGUGGUGGUGUUGACACGGAGGGUCAUCCUGUAAUGGUUGUUGUAGGAGCUCAUUUUUUGCUGCGAUGCCUUGAUCUGGAGCGUUUUGUGCUUUAUGUUGUUAAGGAAUUUGAACCAUUGAUACAAAAGCCUUACUCGAUUGUCUAUUUCCAUUCUGCAGCAUCUUUACAAGUCCAACCAGAUUUGGGAUGGAUGAAAAGAUUACAACAGAUACUUGGCCGCAAACACCAGCGCAACCUUCAGGCAAUCUAUGUACUUCAUCCAACUUUACAGUUGAAGGCGACAAUCUUAGCAAUGCAAAUGUUCGUGAACAAUGUGGUAUGGAAGAAAGUUGUAUAUGCAGACCGUCUUCUGCAGCUAUUCAAAUACGUUCCUCGUGAGCAGCUAACAAUCCCAGACUUUGUUUUCCAGCAUGAUCUUGAAGUCAACGGAGGAAAAGGUCUUAUCGUUGACCCAAGAACCAAAUAUGUCUAUCAACGUCCAUGAACCAUCCCCAAAGGGUGAAAAAAAUCAUCAAGACAUUUACUUAUGUGUCCGCUGUCUUUUUGUGCAAUAUUUGUUUAUUCUUUCAUGUUUGAUCUAAAGACUUUUUAAGCUUUACCCUUUUGUGUUGAUGUCGGGAGCAAAACAAAACCCUCUCUUUAGCUUUUUAAUGUAAUCUAUGUCUGAAUCUUGUUAAUAUUUAUAGUUCUCCUUUCUCUUCGCUA